GGGGAAUGAAAGCGCUUGGGUACUUGAUCCUCUAGGAUUGAAACUAGGGUUUGGAGAGUGGUGUGUCCCCCAGCUCGCCCACCACUGCAGCGUACUGAGCUUGCUUUGUGAUCUGCUUUGUAAACAGCUCGAAGUGCUUUUGGCCAACUUGCUUCUCAGGUGCCUUCAGGAGCUCUGGGACAUUGAGAAGAUUACGCUUUUCAAGAUCAGAGGAUCAUUGAAUAUCCUGGUGUAAAGACAUGGCAGGCCUUGAUAGCAAUCCGGCUAAGCGGAGGCGAAAAGGCAAGAAUGCACCCCCUGAGGAAAAAGAGGCCGAGCGAUUAGAAGCGGAGAGGAGUGCUGCAGAGGCGGCUCACCUUGAGAAAGAGCUCUUUGGUGGCACAGAGGAAGAUUUUGAUGCAUUCGGGCAGGAGGAACGAGUGGAAGAGACGCCUGUUGAAGGGGUGUUAGGGUUUGAAGAUCGGCGGGGGGCGAAGGGGGAUGCUGAUGAGGAUGAAAGGGCAGGCCCCCGGCCGGCCUGGGUGGACGACGAAGACGAGGAGGUCACAGUAAACAUAGCCAGGGUGAAUAGGCUCCGGAAGCUGCGAGCAGAGGAGGAAGAGGUGGUGUUAACAGGCGCCCAGUAUGCUGAGCGGUUGAGGACACAGCAUGUAAAGCUUAACAGGGGGACGGAGUGGGCGAAACUAGAAACCAGGGGGAAGCGAAGGCUGCUGCACGAGGGGGGGUGGGAGGAGGAAGGCGAGGAGGAGGAGCGGGGGGAGAUCUUGAGGGAGGCGGGGGACCUGGUGGUGCGAAGCCGGACGAAGCUGCCUCAGACCGUGCUGGAGGCCACCAGGAUGCGAGACGCCAACCAGGAAGAGCCCACAAAGGGCGUGGUGCGCAGCGUGUGCUUCCACCCCAACGCGCAGCUGCUCCUGACGGCGGGCCUGGACAAGACGGUGCGCUUCUUCAACGUGGACGGCAAGAAGAACCCGCGCGUGCAGAGCUUGUUCCUGGAGGACAUGCCCGUCGCGAAAGCCGGGUUUACCGGGGAUGGUCGCAAGGUGGUAGCUGCGGGGCGACGGAAGUGGUUCUACGUCGUGGAUCUCGCGUCGGCGCGGGUCGAAAGGAUUGGCGGCAUCGUUGGGCGUGAAGAGAAGAGCCUCGAAAGCUUUGCGCUCUCGCCCCUCGGCGACCAGGCCGCGUUUCUCGGAAACGAAGGCCACGUCAGUCUGGUUUCCCUCCACUCCAAGCAAUGGAUCGGCACGCUCAAAAUGAACGGCUCCGCUCGCGCGGCGGCGUACGCCCCCGAUGGGAAUACCCUGCUGACGUCUGGAGGAGACGGAGAGAUCUACCACUGGGACGUGCGCACCCGGCGGUGCAUGUACCGCACUCGCGACGAGGGCUGUGUGAAAAGCUCCGCGUUAGAUGUGUCAUCGGACGGCCGGUAUUUCGCCACGGGGUCGGACAGCGGGGUGGUUAACGUCUAUAACCGAGCGCGGUUAGGGGUGGACGAUGAACCCGUGAACGAGCCACGUGGGUUGUUCUCCACGAGCCCAUCGCCGUUGAAAACGGUCAUGAACCUGACGACAGUAGCGGACACGGUCAGGUUCAAUCCGGACGGGCAGAUUCUGGCGAUUGCAUCGCGGAUGAAGAAAGACUCGCUGCGGUUGGUGCACCUGCCGAGCGGGACCGUGUUUCAGAAUUGGCCCACGGCGCGGUCGCCGUUGCAGUUUGUGCACUCGUUGGACUUCAGCCCGGGGGGCGGGUUCAUGGCGGUCGGGAAUGCGAAAGGGAAGGUACUACUGUACAGAUUGCAUCAUUACGAGCACGCAUAGUCAAUGAGCGGGAAAGUUUCAUGGAAGAUCGGGCCAGCGGGUAGACGAACAGGCCUAAAUGAUUUCAUAGGUCAAACUAGGGCCAAUGCUACCAUUUAGCUUGACAUUGAUCAAGUCGAUCAAAGUAGCGUGUAUGAAUCAACUUGACACAAGAUUCUAGAGCAUGUUCUUGAUGAAUAUCGUGGCUGUGGAUCUAGCUGUUUCGUUCAUUAGUACGUCAUCA
This is a messenger RNA of Klebsormidium nitens, 2040 nucleotides long. Lineage: Eukaryota; Viridiplantae; Streptophyta; Klebsormidiophyceae; Klebsormidiales; Klebsormidiaceae. The record is from the annotation of a GenBank genome assembly.